Molecule: messenger RNA, 4324 nt
Organism: Labrus bergylta (ballan wrasse)
Lineage: Eukaryota; Metazoa; Chordata; Actinopteri; Labriformes; Labridae
Source: RefSeq, a predicted model, not a curated record
AGCUGUCCGGGAGCAGUGAGCGCACACGUCGCUUCUCUCCUCUACAUCGCACCAUUGCGGUAGGAGCGGGGAAGGCAGGCACUCUUCACUUGUUCCUGCACGAAAAGAAAAUCCAGGAGGCAAGUGUGUCUUUUGUGCCGAGUUUCUCACUGAGGAGGACAUUACCUGAGAGGACAUAUAAAAGCAGCUUCCACAGUCCAGCAGAGCGAGGGAGGGACAACUUCUGGCUUUUCGCUCCGUGAUUUUUUCUUCUUUUUUUUUUUAUUUACCACAUCUGCGUAACCUUGGAAGUCAGAUCUGGUUAUUGUGAGAGAGGAUGGGACCGCUACUCCUUUCCCUCGCGCUGUGUCUGAGCGCCGCCGUCCCGCAGCACGCGAGAGCGGCAGAUGGUGAGGAACCAACUUCAGCAGGACCUUGCCAUCCAAACCCCUGCCACAACAGAGGAACAUGUGAGAUCAGUGAGACCUACCGGGGUGACACCUUCAUUGGUUACGUCUGCAAGUGCCCACCAGGCUUCAGUGGAGUUCACUGUCAACACAAUAUUAAUGAAUGCGAAAGGGACCCAUGCAAGAACGGGGGCAUCUGCACAGAUCUGGUUGCCAACUAUUCCUGCGACUGCCCAGGAGAGUACAUGGGGAGGAACUGUCAAUACAGAUGCUCCGGACCACUGGGCAUGGAGGGCGGCAUAAUCUCCAACCAACAGAUAACUGCCUCCUCCACCCACCGUGCUCUCUUUGGCUUGCAGAAGUGGUACCCGUACUUUGCACGCCUCAACAGGAAGGGCCUGGUCAACGCUUGGACUGCUGCCGAAAAUGACAGAUGGCCGUGGAUCCAGAUAAACCUGCAGAGGAGAAUGAGGGUCACAGGACUAAUUACCCAGGGUGCAAAGCGUAUCGGCAGCCCGGAGUACGUGAAGUCUUACAAAGUAGCCUACAGUGAUGAUGGGAAGACCUGGAGAACAUACAAAGUCAAGGGCAAAGAUGAGGAUAUGAUUUUCAGAGGAAACGUCGAUAACAGCGCUCCAUCAGCCAACUCCUUCACCCCUCCUAUUGAAGCGCAGUACGUGCGCAUUUACCCACAAGUCUGCAGGAGGCACUGUACCCUACGCAUGGAGCUGCUUGGAUGCGAGCUAACAGGCUGCUCCGAACCACUUGGAAUGAAGUCAGGCCAUGUCCAGGACUACCAGGUCACAGCCUCCAGCAUCUUCAGGACUCUCAACAUGGACAUGUUCACCUGGGAGCCUGGCAAGGCCCGUUUGGACAAACAGGGCAAGGUCAACGCCUGGACAGCUGGACACAGUGACCAGUCACAGUGGCUACAGGUGGACUUGCUGGUGCCUACAAAGGUCACUGGCGUAAUCACCCAGGGAGCUAAGGACUUUGGCCACGUCCAGUUUGUUGGCUCAUACAAAGUGGCGUACAGUAACGAUGGAGAGCGAUGGAAAGUGUAUCAAGAUGAGAAACAGGGAAAGGACAAGGUGACACGGGGGAACUUUGACAACGACACACACAGAAAGAAUGUGAUAGAUCCACCCAUCUAUGCUCGGCACCUCCGGAUCCUUCCCUGGUCAUGGUAUGGCAGGAUCACUUUGCGUGUAGAGAUACUCGGAUGCACAGAGGAAGAGUGAAGACCUUUUUUCCUCCAUCUUUUUUCGCCAUCGUCCCCUGUCCCUUGGCAUACUGGAUUAUCUCACCCAGUAUUUUUCAAAAUAAACUGUGCAACCUGUAAAAAGAAAUCAAUUUCCAAUGGAUUUUUCAAGAAAAUGUGUUUGGUUGUGGUGGGUUGCUGUUUGUUCUUUUUGUACAAUGAUUUCAAACCUGCCCCCCUGGUUCCACUUUUGUCUUUUUUAGUUUCCCUCUAAGGCGUGAUCUUUGUCUUUUUAUUCUUCUCAAGAGUCACCAUCCUGUAUGGAAUGAACUUCUGUAAAAUAUAAGGGAGGGGUGGAGUUUAUGGGCAGAGUUGGAAAGGGGUCCUGCUGUGGUUUUAAAUUGUUGCCAUAGAAGCUAUUGUACAGUGUCACUUUUUAACAAAGAUGUGAAACCUGUCUGCCGUGCUUCAUUGGCCAUGAUUAACCAUCCUAAUAGCAUAAUAAUCUGUCGAAAAUAAAAUGAAGAGAUCACCUGUUAUCACAUUAGCUAAUAUAUUUUUACUUGGAUUACUACACUUCAUCAAGCCAUGCUUUUACCCUAACAGACACUGGCAUUACUCCAUCAAAUCCAAACACUAUUAAUUCUAUUGUAUAAUAUGUAAAAGACUAAGAAUUUGCAUGGUGCGUGAAUUAUACAUGUAUAUUAUGACAAAUCAUUUAAAACCGCCCUGAAAGCAACGGCUAUGAUUUAGGGUCCUAUUUUUAUGUGCAUUUUUAAAUAGUUCUGAAACAUUAAUACACACUGCAAAAGCUUACCUAGGAUGACUGAUAUGUGCGACAAUAAACAAGCACUGCAGUAACAUGUGGGGCUGCAGCACUGACACUGAGGCUUAUAGGCUGUCUCUAGUUGAAAUGUUGUAAUUGCUUUCAUUGGGAGUUUUCUUUUUUUAAUUAUUGCUACACUUUUUCUAAGAUAUUUGGAAGAAUUGUUUCUGCGUUCUAUUUUUAAUUUUUUUUCUAUUUAUUUAGAUUUAUUGGUCUCAGCUGUCAGAUGCAUAAAAUCCUUCUUUAAUGUCUUUGUGUUGUCUUGGAGAUCUAAGUUGAAUCAAUUAAAAAGCUCAGGAUAGAUGUCAAUCACAGAAACCCACAAAUGUAAAUCUUUUGGCCACAUAUUUAAAGAUUUUCUAAGUAAUAUUAUUUAAAUAAAUGUCAAAUAAGUGAGAUCAUUAUUUAUAUCCCAUCCACGUAAUUCAAAUAUUGAAAAGCAUUCUUUUAUGAUCUUGAUAUAUAAUAUGAUAACUGUUAAUUAAUUUCUUUAUUUUGAAAUGAGAGCGUAUUCCAAGAUAAGACAAAAAUACAUGUCAUAAUCUCAAAUCUGCAAUGAACAGGAACUGUAAUAACAGUACAGAUGGAUUCAAUAUGGGCAGUGUCUAUUUCAGUGGAUCUGCUCUUUAUUGAUAUAAAGUAAUUAAAUGUCAAAGAUGUGCCGGGUCCUUCACUAGAAAUGACAGCAGCUCUGCAUGUUCAUGUGCCACGUUAAGGUUUCAGGGGAUAAAGAUGCUGUUUAUGAAAUUACCACUCUAUGAGCUCCUUUGUAUCCUGCAGUAAAUAAACAGUGAUGCCUGUCUGGUUAAAUAAAUGGAAGCAAAUAGGUACCUGAAGUAUCGCAGCUGAGUCAAACCUUCUUCAUGACUUAAAAAAAGGCCUUGAUUACAGCUGUGUUCUGCACUCUCUUGACUAGUUUUUCACAAAGCUCUCGAGUGGUACAAUAAGAGGGAGCCACGUCUACGUGUACGCUUUGUGUUUCACUUGUCAGUUUUUCAGUCACUAAACUAGUGAAUGAUUUUGUAUCGUCGAAUAAAAUGUCUUUGUUGUGAGAUCACAGCCAAGCCUGAAAUAGAAAGUAAGACAUUUACAAAUCUUAAUGACUUUAAUGCUUUCUUAAUAAUUGUUGUUUGCAAAACUUCAGUGAAAAUACAGUGCCACUUUUAUUUUCAUAGACGAAUAAAAGCGUUUUUGGAUCAAUUCAACAGUGAAAUGAUAAAAAGCACAGUUAGGAGACUACAGAGAAUUGUUGUUAUCUAGUAUAUAACGAUGACAGAGAUCUUUUACCCCAGAUAUUGCCAUUAAGUAAAAACGUGCUUUCAGUGAGAAUCUAUGUCAUAGACACAAUCAUGACACACAUAAACAGACUAUUUCUCCCUGAUUUAUUGUCUCGAUUGUUUUUCAUGUUGACAAUUGUUUAUGCCAGAUAACAAUACCUUGGCCAGCAUCUGUUUUGAUUGGUCUUUGUUGUUCAGCUUCCUGUCAGAAGGCUGCUACAAAGCUUUGAGGAAGUUUGCAUGAUGUAUGAGUUUGAACAGUACAGUAUUACAAAGAUGUCCACAGGCACAUUAUGUUGUUGCAUAUCAUGGAGAUCUGAUAGCCUUUACUUUGUACUCACCAUAGAUUGUCUUGUGCAUUGUAAAACUCUCAUCUCACAGGUUCAAAAUGGGAGCAGAAGUGGAAUCUCAUCCUGUCUUUGUGUUUCUGUGUCUGCUGUUCACAUAUCAUUUCUUACCUCCUCACUCUGAGUGUCGAUCACUAUGUAGAAAACGUACCUAUAAUAAGGCUGGUUAGGUUGAAGCCUGCAGAGGAGAGGGAGAAACUGUGUACAGCUUAAAAUUAAAAAAAAAGAUGUUGCUUCAAACAAAGGCUCUUUCAGUUUGACAAAUAAAAACAUAUCUGUGAAAACGA